Molecule: messenger RNA, 10670 nt
Organism: Aquila chrysaetos chrysaetos
Lineage: Eukaryota; Metazoa; Chordata; Aves; Accipitriformes; Accipitridae
Gene: DLGAP2
Product: DLG associated protein 2
Exons: 16
Coding region: 156-3344 (1062 amino acids)
Biological process (GO): signaling
Cellular component (GO): postsynaptic specialization; glutamatergic synapse
Molecular function (GO): molecular adaptor activity
Source: RefSeq, a predicted model, not a curated record
GCGGGCGGCGGCGGCGGCGGCGCCCCGGCGGGGUGAGAGUCGCCGGGGUGAUGGUGGGCGCGCGCCGCUGCUGCCGCUGCCGGCCGGGCGUCUCCUUCACCUGACCCGGCAGCCCCGCGCGCAGCCCGCACCCGCCGCGUUAAUAAUGCACUAGAAUGUCAGCGCUGAAAAAGGUUCUGCCUGGCAUACUGCAGAAGCAUUGCUGUAUUUUACCUGACAGGAACACAGAGUCACAGUGUACACUCUGUGGGGAGCCUGAAGAUUUGGAUUCUCUAACAGGGCAUGCAUUUCCAGAAGAAGAGGGUGGCGAUCUGCUCAAGUCGGGCUUCAGUUUUCCAGGGACGCCAGAGGAGGAGCUAGACCAGCAGUACUCAUGGUCACCUUCUCAGCACUUCAAUGAAGAAAGAUACUCUCCUGCUCCGAGGAAUAUGAAAGGAUUAUCUGGUAGUCGCAACCAACCACAGUUAUGUUCAGCUCAUACUUGUGGCUUAGCAUCCCCUGAAGAUUGUGAACACACCCACGACCAUAUCCACCAUGGGCAGGAGCCAAGGCAAUCGUAUCUUCUCAGCCCCACGGAGAGUUGCCCGAUGGACCACCAUCGUUGCUCACCACGCAGCUCCAUUCAUUCUGAAUGCAUGAUGAUGCCCAUGGUAAUGGGCGAUCACAUGUCAAGUAGCACUUUCCCCAGAAUGCACUACAGUUCACAUUACGACUCAAGAGACGACUGCGCCAUGUCUCACGGUAACCCUAAGAUUAACCGUAUUCCUGCAAAUCUUUUGGACCAAUUUGAGAAACAACUUCCUCUUCACCGGGAUGGGUUCCACACUUUACAGUACCAGAGGACCUCAACAGCUGCGGAACAACGCAGUGAGAGCCCAGGAAGAAUACGCCAUCUUGUUCAUUCAGUCCAGAAACUUUUUACUAAAUCUCAUUCUCUGGAAGGAUCAUCCAAGGGCAACGUUAAUGGAACAAAGGGAGACAGUCGAGGGGACGACCAUCAUCACGGGCACCAUUCCAAGCACGGCAAAAGGAGUAAAAGUAAGGAGCGAAAACCAGAAAGCAAGCAUAAAUCUGGAAUGAGCAGCUGGUGGAGCUCUGAUGAUAAUUUGGACAGUGAUAGCACUUACCGAACCCCUAGUGUGGUAAAUAGGCACCAUGCAGAUCAUAUAUCCCAUUGCUAUCCUGAGGCGCUCCAGGGGCAUUUUGGGGAUCUCUCAUUGAAGACUUCCAAAAGUAACAAUGAUGUGAAGUGUUCGGCUUGUGAAGGGCUAGCAAUGACCCCUGAUGGUAAAUAUAUGAAAAGGAGUUCUUGGUCCACGCUUACAGUAAGUCAGGCUAAAGAAGCUUAUCGCAAAUCAUCACUGAACUUAGAUAAGCCUCUGGUUCAUCAGGAAAUCAAACCUUCCUUGAGGCCGUGCCAUUACCUUCAGGUACCUCAGGAUGAAUGGGGAGGAUACCCAGCUGGUGGGAAAGACGAAGAGAUCCCCUGCAGAAGAAUGAGAAGUGGGAGCUAUAUUAAGGCCAUGGGAGAUGAAGAAAGUGGAGACUCUGAUACUAGUCCCAAGACAUCACCAAAAUUAACGGUUCGACCAGAGUCAUUAUUAAAAUCCAUUGGACAAAGACCACUGGGAGAUCAUCAAAAUCAGAGCUACCUUCAAACUGCAAGUGACGUGCCUGGGGGUCACAACCUGGAUCCCUCUGCAAACUACAAUUCCCCAAAGUUUCGCUCAAGGAAUCAGAGCUAUAUGAGAGCAGUGAGCACGCUCAGUCAGGCCAGCUGUGUUAGUCAGAUGAGUGAAGCAGAGGUUAAUGGGCAAUUUGAAUCGGUGUGUGAAUCAGUGUUUAGUGAAGUUGAAGCUCAGGCAAUGGAUGCCCUUGACCUCCCUGGAUGUUUCCGAACAAGAAGCCACAGUUACUUGCGUGCCAUUCAGGCAGGCUAUUCCCAAGAUGAUGAAUGUAUACCUGCGAUGGCAUCUUCCAACAUCACCUCAACUAUCAGGUCAACAACAGCUGUAACUUACACCAGUUACAAAAAAACACCACCACCGGUACCCCCUCGUACCACUUCCAAGCCACUGAUCUCAGUCACAGCACAGAGCAGCACAGAAUCCACCCAGGACGCAUAUCACGACAGCCGGACUCAGAGGAUUUCCCCGUGGCCGCAGGACGGGCGAGGGAUGUACAACUCCACCGACAGCUUGGACAGUAACAAGGCCAUGAAUCUCGCCUUGGAAACCGCGGCUGCGCAACGCCACGCGUCCGAGAGCCAGAGCACCUCGAUACGAACCAGCGACAAGGCCAUUUUAGUGACAAAGGCAGAGGAGUUUCUUAAGAGUCGACGUUCCUCUAUAGGGAUCCAGGUGGAAACAGCAACUGAUUCUGAUACUGAAAGCAGAGGCCUACGGGAAUACCACUCUGUUGGAGUACAAGUGGAAGAUGAAAAACGACACGGACGAUUCAAGCGCUCAAACAGUGUGACAGCAGCUGUCCAGGCUGACCUGGAGCUGGAGGGCUUUCCAGGACACAUCACCAUGGAGGACAAGGGACUUCAGUUUGGCUCGUCGUUCCAGCAGCACUCGGAGCCCAGCACGCCCACCCAAUACAGCGCAGUGAGAACUGUACGGACACAGGGACUGUUCAGUUACAGAGAAGAUUAUAGGACCCCAGUUGACACCUCAAACCUUCCACCACCAGAACCCUGGCUAGAGCCAGCCAUUGAGACAGUAGAGACUGGUCGAAUGUCUCCUUGUCGACGGGACGGAUCUUGGUUUAUGAAGUUGCUACAUACUGAAACUAAGAGAAUGGAAGGAUGGUGUAAAGAAAUGGAAAGAGAAGCAGAAGAAAAUGAUCUUUCUGAAGAAAUCCUAGGUAAGAUCCGAAGUGCUGUUGGAAGCGCUCAGCUCCUCAUGUCUCAGAAAUUCCAGCAAUUUUAUUGGCUUUGUCAGCAAAAUCUGGACCCGAGUGCCAUGCCGAGACCAACUUCCCAGGACCUAGCAGGUUUCUGGGACUUAUUGCAGCUCUCAAUUGAAGACGUCAGCAUGAAGUUUGAUGAACUGCACCAGUUGAAACUCAAUGAAUGGAAAAUAAUAGAAUCACCUGAAAGGAAGCCAACUGGUUGGUGGAUGGAAGAAAGAAAGGUUCCUCCUCCUGUACCAAAGAAGCCCCCAAAAGGAAAAUUCCCUAUCACAAGAGAAAAAUCUCUGGACCUACCCGACAGACAGCGACAAGAAGCUAGAAGACGGCUAAUGGCUGCUAAAAGAGCAGCCUCUUUCCGGCAGAAUUCAGCCACAGAGCGUGCAGACAGCAUCGAGAUAUAUAUCCCAGAGGCUCAAACCCGGCUUUAAAGACAGAAUGCUGCAGAGUUCCUUUUUUAAACAAAAUGCUUGUACAGUUUGUCACUUACCUGGUAAUUUUUGUCUCAUUCUCUCCACUAAAUAUGCCCUUGCUGUUGUGUUCUUUGUGCCAUAAGCACAGUGGAAUGCUUUUGAUUUCCUCAGAAUUUGCUGAGCUCACCGCAAGAACGACUUCUUUUUGUAUUUAUUGUCUGACUUACUAUCAGCUACAAUGGAUAGGGCUUGUCGAGACCUGACUUAUCCAAUAUAUUCUCAGAGGACAACAAGAAACACCUCUUGAGAUGGAACCCAGCUUACUUUUUUUGUUAUUUAUAUUUUUAUAAAAUGUGUGAUAAUUAGGGAUAAGAAUAACAAACUAUAAAUGGGUGCAUCUCACCAUUCACUAGAGGCAUUAGCUAAUCCAAGUAGAAGGUGCUACAAAUGUAAAGAGCAGGAAAGAAAGAACCCAUUUAUCUCUCUGACCUCCAGUUUCUUUUCCUAGAACCCAGCUAACAUAUUUACCCAUGCGCUCUGCCACUCUUCUCAUCUUUGUUACUGCAAAAUAACAUUAGGCCUCUCAUGUCAUGUCAAGUUUCUGGAGAUGAACAGGGAUAUCCAGCCACUAAAACUCCAAAGUUCAUCAGAAACCAAGAAGCAUUCAAGUCUGGUGGUGGUGGUGGGAAUGCCCACUGAGAAACGUUUGCUGUUAGCAGUAUAACGACACUCUGAAACCUAAGCAAAAUUAUAAUGCAAGAGGACUUGAGUGAUGGGUGAAAGGAAAACGGAAGCCUUAAAAAGUUAGAUCUUCUGUAGCAAGAUGUGUAAAGAAAAAGUUAUACUCGCUCCUUUGGAACACUCAUUGCAUUUUUAACAGUUCUUUUACGUGUUAACAUUUAUUUUAUAAACCUUCUCUCUUUCAUUUCAAGAGCUGUGCUACAUGUAAUAUUUCAAACUCUCAAAAUGUUAUAUCAAUUGAGUUUCCAGGGUAUCCUUGAGAAAAAAAAAAAAAAAUCUUGCUUGUUUAAAAUGCCAGUUGUGAUGUUGUAAACAGUUUAAGAAAUAUGAAUGUGAGUGGUAAGUAUAUCUAAGUUUAAAUGGUUAUGUUAAGGUAAAGGUGAACUGUGGUUUACAGUUGUAUUUUUUUUUUAGAACUAUUUUUCUAUGCAGUAUCAUUUAUGGCAAGAAUAAGCUUCUUGCUUGCUUCAGACAUUAAAAAAAACAUGACUCAAGAGAUAAAUGAUUUCCAGCCAUGGAAUAUAAGGAAAAUAAUAUAUUUUCAAGCCUCACAUUGUCAGAAGAGAGAAGUGGUAACUACCACAGUCAAGAGGCUUUAAUUUAAAACAAAUUAAGACAGAAUUAUUCCACUUCACCUACCUUCCAGAGCCAACCGAGCAACCCAGCACUUAGAAGUCUUCAGGUGAAGACGCAAUAAGAUGAGUAACCUACAGCCCCCGAUUCCGAGGUUUGAAUCCUACUGAACACUACUUUAGGUCAAAACAGUCUGAACCCAGUGAGACAGACAGCCCCAACUACUGCAUCCCCUGUUUACCUGCUUUAACAAAUGCAAUGUAUUUAGCCAUAGGCAGAACAGCUAUUUAAUUAUACUCAAGCACUUUGGUUCUUCACCUGAUGAGCACUUUAAAUCCGAAUCCCACCCACCCUGCAGCCUGACGGAUGACUGAAAACAUGAGGUAUCGUAGGUUAUGCAGAUCUGACAUUGCUUCAAAUCUGAUUUCUUUUGGGGUUUUUUGUUUUUCUUUUUCCUUCUCUUUUUCCUACAGUGUGUAGUAUUAAGCAUGAGUUCUGUCUUUGGAGCACAGCUGAUAAAGCAUGUUUAGCUUCAAGAUAGGCAUCCUAAGAGAUGAAGCUUUGAGAAGUUUCUGUGAGGAGAAAACCCUGUAAAUUGAGCCUGAUAUCUGGUAUAUACUUUACCAAGUAGCCUUAAACUUUAUUUGGAAGCAAAAACCAAGACGAAUGUAUAUCCUUCAAAAAUGCAAAAAAAAAAAAAAAAAAAAAAAAAAAGAAUAAAUCCCAGAAAUAUUCUUCUAUAGAUGAAAACAUUAUAUUUCCCAUCCCUCGUGUUUUCAAGGCAUUUUCUAUUAAGGAAAGAGCUGAAUCCUAGGUAGUGUACAAUAUUGAUGCUACUUCCUAUAUUUGUUGUACUAUUUUAAAUAGCAAUGUACCUGCAGACACUGGCAUCUUUAGUCUUGAAAACUUGUAUCUUAUUUAAAGUGGAGCUGCUAUUUAGAAAUAUCCACACAAAACUAAAGCCAGUGUCUUUCCUAGAUUUAAGAAAUUUAAAACAGACACACACUCCCUAUAAAUAUAUAUAUAUAUAUAUACAUGGCAGCUGAUACAUUUUAUCUAAUUUUCCUGUACACUUCAAGGAGAAAUCACACUUGACUUACUCGCCUGAAAACGCCCACCUGCAGCAGCAGGUCAUGCGAUUAAGACAAGUUGUAUUUGGUCCUGCCGGUAAUCAGACUUUAUAAAGACAAAUUGUAAAAAACAACAGAUUACAGAUAAGCAUAGAUCCCAGCUGACCUAAUAAUGCUGACUUGGAGCCAUCUGUAUAAGUCUUUAAUUUUAAACCCACAUUUUGAUAGGUUUUUAGUAUGUUAAAAUUUUAUUUGAUGUUCUCAGGCAAAAAUAGGCCUGCAUGAAUGAUGCCAACCCUGUAUUUUACAUUUCCCAUGCCAUUAUGAGAAAAUGUUCAAUAGAGGCUUUGGAUAUCUAUGAUUUCUGUUUGUUCCACCUUUGUUCCAAAAAAGAAAAAAAAAAAGAAAGAAUCAAAAGUAAUCUAGAUGCCUACUGAAAAAAUCUGAUAAUAUGUUAUCUGUGCAUGUUACAUUUCAAAGUGCAAUAUAUUAAAUUACUGUACAGGUAACAUUCUAUCAUUAAAGGCAAAUAAGCCAUUUCUAUUUACAUAUUGUACAUCUGGUUAGUUUAGAAGAAUAACAUUAUGCUUAUCAUACUUGUGUUGCAAAUAAAUCAAAAUCAAAUUGCUUCAGUCCCUGACAUGAGAGACACAGCAUGUGGUAUUUUAAUAAACAUACAAACAGAUCAAUUGUAAUCCGACCCCACAUCAUAAAAAUAAAAUUCAGUUUCAAAACCAGUGUAGGAGGAACAUAAAUAAACAUAAAGAUAGAAAGUGGAGUGCUUUCUACUUAGAGACUUCAUGGUGUAGACCCACAUGGAACAGCUGGAUAUAGCAAAAUAAUCUAGUGUUUAAUUAAAUACUAAUUGGACUAAUAUUUAUUUUAAGAGAUGAAAAUUAUAGAAAGUCUCUGUUCAUUUCUUCAUUGCCUGUAAGACACAAGUAUAAUAAACAGAAUUCUGAAAAUUUAAAUAAAGAAAAAGACCUGACUGGUAAAACUGUUGAUACUUGCCAUACUUAUUUUUGCUUUGUACAUUUUUUUAGAUUUGAAAUUCUUUGUAAAUUGGUGAAGUACAUUAUGAAGUGUUUUAUUAUUUCCUGUCGAGCUGAUUAGAAUGGCCUUUGGCAGCGUGCAAAGACUAAUAACAUUGUACAGUUUAAUACCAAAAAAUGACAUUUUAAUUCAUGCUUAAACCUUGUCACGAUUUGAGAUCCAUCAGGAAGGAAUUAAAGCGUGCAUAGGAAGGUGUGUGGAUUUCAUAUAUAUAUAUACACAUAUAAAAAAUACAUUUCAUACAAUGGAAAUUAUUUGUUUUAAAGUAAGCCCACGUCCCGCUGUAUCAGUCAGUUAGCAUUCUAGUUCCACCUUCUCCAGCGCCGCGUUGGUAUAAAGCGAGGCACCGUUCGGUCGCCGGCUGGUUUUGCAGGGAGAAGAAAGACCUGCUACGCGACGGCGUGCCGUAGGUGCCGUGCCGGCAGCCCCGCCGCUCCACGCCAGCUCCUGCCCGCGCGGGCCCACCCCGGCCCCGCGGCACCCUUGGCGGCGGCGGCCCCCCGGGCCAGCCCGUCCCGCUCGGCCCUUCGCAUUCGAGGCCUCGUGCCGGGCCCGCCCUGCCCGCUCGGCGGCUUCGGCGCCCUCCUCGGCGUCGGCGGCGUCGGGGGCCACGCCGGCGGCUGACCCACCGCGUGCUGCUUCGCGCGCAUUAGUUCGAGGCCCGGCGCUGGUCCGGCGGGCGUCAGGCCGCGCGCUCCGAAAAGCUGCGGCACCCCGAGCGGCGGGGGCCUCGGCGCGAGGCCGAGCGCGGACAUGAAACGCGAAGCAGCGCGGCUCCCGUUACCGUUCCCGGAGCAUCUUACCGGCAAGCUGCGCUCGAGGUGAGGAACGUCAGCACAACCCCUAAUGUCCAGAGAGGUGCUUCCCGGCGUACGACGGGUCGACGCUUAGGUUUAUACGGUGCCUUUCAUCCGGAAGGAUCUCCAAGCACUUUAUCAGCCGACACGCAAACUCCCGCGGGCCGGGCGGCAGCCGGGGCAGGUUACCCUGCCCGCGGCCCGGCGAGGCGGCCCGGCGGGGCGCUGGGGGAUCCCCCGCCUGUCCCCGCGCUGCCGGGGAGUUUCCUCCCACGCCCCCCCCCCCCCCCAGCGUCCGGGGGGACCCUCACGGUCCGAGCCCGGGCCACGGGAGACGCAAAGGCUCGCUGAACCGAGAGGAAGACCUGAGGAAAGCAGAGGCAAGGGCGACGCUCGUACCGCCCCUCCAGGGUGUAGGCAGGGAGUGAAGAGCAUCAGGUUAAGUUUCCGGAACAACCUCUGCUUUUUCCGUUCACGACGGCGGCAGCGAGGGGGCCUGUGGUGGAGGAGCUUCGCCGGGAGGGCCCCGCAGGAGAGCCCUGCCCGGUGCCAGGCGGGGGGGCUGAUGGCGCCUGCAGCUGAGCCCCCCCGGUCGGGGAUCUUGGCCAGUGUCUCCUUCGGCAAGCGCGUCCCCCCGCCGGCUUCCUUGGCGGGGCCGGAUCCAGCCGGGGCACGCGCUGCGAAAGCAGCCUUCCCCCGCGGCGUAACUGCCCGGCGCCCCGUUCUCUCCCCGGGUCUGCCCUCCGGCCCAGCUAGCGCGAGGGGUAACGCGGGGGGGGGCGCAGGACUGAGGCGUAAGGACUAGGCUUCGGUUUGGGCAGCUGCUCGUUCCUGAGAGUCGGCUCUAACCCUAAGGGCUCUUUGGCAGAGCAACGGGGACGCCUCUCUCUGCGCUGGCAGGAUCGGCAGACUAGAGGCAGCCAUUUCAUACUGCAGAUAACAGAAAGAGGCUAUGUGCAUCCAUACAUACACAUGACAAUUUUUCGGUGUCACGGUCCCAGACAGUUGGACUCGGGAACCACAGUCAACACUCUCGUUCCUGUAGGCCGUGCCACUUUCUUGCAGCUCAGCCUCAGCACCGACGGCCGUGGCAGGUUCUCUGCCUAGUGCAGCCCCACGGCCCAUCUGCAACUAUUCACCGUGUUCACCUUCAGGGACCAUCUUUUGGGAACAGCUGUUUUAUGGCAUGCUCAUAUGCAUACGCAGACUCCUGGCAGGAAUUAAGCCCUCCGUAUACACAGAAAUCGCUUAAUUUAUCUCUGAAAUGCAGCUACCUCUAUGGUGUAGUGCUGCAGCUGUUUAACUACAUAAUAGGCUGUUCAGGACAGCAAGUAUAAAACUGAAAUUGAAAUGGAAACUUGCCCAAAUGAGAAUUUGGCCAGCAUAUUUAGGCUGAUUCAGCUCCUCUUAACGAAAUAAAAUUCUAAUAGCUGCAAGAGGCCAGGGCACUCGUUAUAGCUAAAAACCAUGUUCCAGAUCCCUUCUCGUUACAUGCGUAUCGCAUUUCAUAAAUGAUGAUCGCAGAAGAAGACUGCAUGUUCACGGUCCCACCUUUCCACACAUGGGUGUUUCUCCCAUUACCCUUCGUUGCUGAAACAGAACUGGGCUUUUGAAGUCAGAUCAUAGAUAAUGUAAAUUAGUACCUCUACACCGCUUGCUCUUUGACUGAGCAAACACAGAACAGUUUUCAUCAACUGGCAAUUUAAUGCUCUAUUUUAUUAAGGCCAAAUUGUUAUUUUUCUAAAUUGGUUUUGUUGGGCAGGAUUUUUUACUUCUCUACUACAAAACCGUGGAUACGUUCACCUAAGCUUAAACGAGGGGGAGGAUUAUUUGAAGAUACGGUCAUUAUUCACCAACACAGCCUGUUAGUGAGGAUUUUCCUUCUCCUUCCCUUACUCUUCUUUCAUUCAACACAGCAUUUGCCAUUCCUAAAGCUGAACUGUCAUACAAGCUUCUUAUUUGUGAGAUGAAUUACUGCAGAGCUUCGGGCUAUGUUCUGGUGUCGGUCAUAUUAGAAUCAGUGCUAAGAAACUGAAAUCAGAAAGAAAUGUCAGAUUUGGAUCAGUAUAAUUCAGAUCAAUAUCUGAGUCAGCAAGUCCUGCUGAGGUAGGAAGGACUCACCGUUCAAGUUAGCGAGUGCGUAAUUACUUUGUGGGAUAUAGUUCUUCCUUUCAGGUAGGUCACAAUCAAGCAGAGGGCUUGGUAGUAGGUUCAAUUCUCUGAUUAUAGUCCUCACAAAGAAAUACUAGCUAUGUUUAUAAUUACCCGUGGAAUCCACAUGCUCAUAUCCAUGCUUUGAUUUACCCUUUGGAGGUUUAAUAGUAUGGCCAUCUCAUUUUAAAAGGGCUCAGCGUGUAUCUAUUCUUUAGUUCAAUUUAUAUAUUAAUUUCCUGAAUUAAGAAAAUUUCCCUUUCAAGUAGCCUGACUUAUACUGCUCUAGAACUGUUCUUUCCUGAAGAAAAGCCACUAUGACUGUGCAGGAUUUUCUGUACAGAGGCAAAACUCAUACUUUCAUUCACCAUGUGACAUGCCAAAAUAAUCAAGUGUGGCCUAAGGACUAAAUUAAAUGCCUCCUAUAGAAUUUCAAGGAAUGUUAGAACCAGGAAACUAGCUGUUUAGUUAUCAUUAAAAGUAUAUAUAAAUAUAUAUAAAUAUAUAUACAUAAGAAAUCAUAUCAACAAUGAGGAUGAACUGAGUGCCAAAUAUUCACCAUCUGUAUAAAGCUACACUUCACUAGAAUUAAACUAUUUUAUGUAAUUCUCUUUCUCAUGCUUUUAUGGUUCUUUUGAUAAAUUCUAUUUAGUAGCAUGCAGGAUACCUAAAUUGAAUGUACAGUAUGUUGUUUCAUUGCUACAAUAAUUUCUCGCUUCUCAGUAAUAUCUUCUUUACCAGAAUGUUAUUUGUUACUUUGAAGACAUAUUUGAGAAUUGUUUUAUUAUUGAGUUAUUCUUUUUUCAUGGUUCUCUACUCACCUCCAGCUGAUUGUAAGAAAAUGUGCUUCACUAUUUUGCCCCAUGGCUCUUUUAUGAAGCUGCCUCUCUCAAUUGGUUUAUGUAUUGUUUAUGUUCAUCUCCUGUAAAUAAUUCUGCAAUUAAAUUUUUUGAGAAAAA